Molecule: messenger RNA, 3057 nt
Organism: Morchella importuna
Lineage: Eukaryota; Fungi; Ascomycota; Pezizomycetes; Pezizales; Morchellaceae
Exons: 8
Coding region: 1-3057 (1018 amino acids)
Biological process (GO): tricarboxylic acid cycle
Cellular component (GO): oxoglutarate dehydrogenase complex; mitochondrion
Molecular function (GO): thiamine pyrophosphate binding; oxoglutarate dehydrogenase (succinyl-transferring) activity
Source: RefSeq, a predicted model, not a curated record
AUGCUUCGUUCGAGCCUUCGCUCAUGUCGCCUUGGCGGCAGUUCUAUCUCCAGCCUUCGUGGCUCAGUGCCUGUGACUACUCCACCUCGCUGGUCCAGGUCUCUACCAACACAGAGAAAGUUCUUAGCCGUGCAGUCAAGAAGCUAUGCUGUAUCAUCAGCUAAUGCGAAAGGAGUGGAUCCUUCAGAUGCUUUCCUACAAGGAAACACCGCAAACUAUAUCGACGAAAUGUACCUCUCGUGGAAGAAAGACCCUAAAAGCGUUCACAUUUCAUGGCAGGUGUAUUUCAAGAAUAUGGAGGGAGAUGGUCCUGCAUCACAAGCUUUCCAAGCACCCCCAACUCUCGUUCCUACCCCUACCGGUGGUGUUCCUGCGAUCGUUCCUGGGGCCCACCUCGGCGGUAAUACCGAUGUCACAAAGCAUUUGAAGGUGCAGCUUCUUGUUCGUGCAUAUCAGGUUCGAGGACACCACAAAGCAAAGAUCGACCCCCUGGGAAUCCGAUCAAUGGAAAUUGGUGGAACUGCGAACCCCCGUGAGCUUGACCUUGACCACUACCAAUUCACUGAGAAAGAUCUUGAUGAUGAGUAUACGCUUGGUCCCGGUAUUCUCCCAAGAUUCGCUACGGAAGGCAAAGAGAAAAUGACUCUGAGGGAAAUCGUGGCUGCUUGUGAGAAGACCUACUGUGGCUCUUACGGUGUGGAGUACGUUCACAUCCCAGAUCGUGAACAAUGCGACUGGAUUAGGGAGCGUGUUGAGGUCCCUACUCCCUACAAAUACAACCAUGAUGAGAAGCGCCGUAUUCUUGACCGUUUGAUUUGGUCAACAUCCUUCGAAUCUUUCCUUUCAACUAAGUACCCCAACGACAAGCGUUUUGGUCUUGAAGGUUGUGAGGCCUUGGUGCCUGGAAUGAAGGCAUUGAUUGAUAGAUCUGUUGACCACGGGGUGAAGGACAUCAUCAUUGGUAUGCCCCAUCGUGGUCGUCUCAACGUUCUCUCCAACGUCGUCCGCAAGCCCAAUGAGAGUAUCUUUAGUGAAUUUGGAGGGACAACUGAGCCCAGUGAUGAGGGGUCUGGAGACGUCAAAUACCAUCUCGGAAUGAACUUUGAAAGACCCACCCCCUCCGGUAAACGAGUGCAGCUUUCUUUGGUGGCAAAUCCCUCUCAUUUGGAGGCUGAGGACCCAGUUGUGUUGGGAAAGACCCGUGCAAUCCAACACUUCAACAAUGACGAGAAGGCACAUGCUACUGCUAUGGGAGUACUUGUACACGGUGAUGCUGCAUUUGCUGGACAAGGUGUGGUUUAUGAAACCAUGGGUUUCCACUCUCUCCCUGCAUACUCGACCGGUGGUACCAUCCAUCUCAUUGUGAACAACCAGAUUGGAUUCACAACAGAUCCCCGAUUCUCCCGCUCCACACCUUAUUGCUCUGACAUUGCCAAGUCGAUUGAUGCGCCUGUCUUCCAUGUAAAUGCUGAGGAUGUCGAAGCUCUCAACUUUGUCUGCCAGUUGGCAGCGGACUGGAGGGCGGAGUUCAAGAGAGAUGUUGUUAUCGAUAUUGUGUGCUACAGAAAGUAUGGACACAACGAGACCGAUCAGCCUAGUUUCACCCAGCCCUUGAUGUACAGGAAGAUUGCCGAAAAGCUUUUCGGACGAGGACAUCCAGGAACACAAGAAAUGGGUAUGGGGUAUGUUGGAAGACAGCUUUGCCAAGUCAAAGGACUACCAGCCACUGCCAGGGAAUGGCUUACCAGUGCAUGGAACGGCUUUAAAUCCCCUAAGGAAUUGGCUACCGAAGUUCUCCCCCAUCUCCCAACCUCAGUUGAUGAGGCUACAUUGAAGCACAUUGCCGACACAAUUGCCACUGCUCCCGAAGGAUUCCAUGUUCACAGAAACUUGCAGCGUAUCUUGGCAAACCGUAAGAAGACUGUCGAGGAAGGCAAGAACAUCGAUUGGUCGACCGCCGAAGCACUUGCUUUUGGUAGUUUGCUCAAUGAAGGCAAGCACGUUCGUGUCAGUGGACAGGAUGUAGAACGUGGUACCUUCUCACAAAGACACGCAAUUCUCCAUGACCAGGAAACAGAGGAUACCUACACACCCUUGCAGCACAUCAGCGAGAACCAGGCUAAAUUUGCUAUCUGCAACUCUUCGUUGAGUGAAUUCGGAGUACUUGGUUUUGAAUAUGGAUACUCACUUUCUUCUCCUGACGCCUUGGUCAUCUGGGAGGCCCAGUUUGGAGAUUUUGCCAACAAUGCCCAAUGUAUCAUCGAUCAGUUCAUUGCUUCUGGAGAAACUAAGUGGCAUCAGCGUACUGGCUUGGUCCUCUCACUUCCUCACGGUUAUGAUGGACAAGGUCCCGAGCAUUCUUCCGGGAGAAUUGAGAGAUAUCUCCAACUGUGUAACGAGGACCCCCGUGUUUUCCCCUCGGAAGCAAAACUCGACCGCCAGCACCAGGAUUGCAACAUGCAAGUUGCAUACAUGACCACUCCCUCCAACCUGUUCCACAUUUUGAGGAGGCAGAUGAACCGUCAAUUCAGAAAACCCUUGGUUAUCUUUUUCAGCAAAGCUCUCCUCCGUCACCCUCUUGCUCGCUCUGAGCUCUCAGACUUCACCGGAGACUCACAUUUCCAGUGGCUGAUCCCCGAAACCGAGCACGGCAACGGUCUCAAGGAUCCCUCCGAGUGCACUCGCCUAUUGAUCUGCACUGGUCAAGUCUACGCCGCUCUCCGCAAACACCGUGAAGCUAACAAAAUCGACGAUGUCGCCAUCGCUCGUGUCGAGCAACUGCACCCCUUCCCCUGGGCACAGCUCCGUGACGAAUUCGACAAAUACCCUAACUUGAAGGAGAUCGUCUGGACCCAGGAGGAGCCACUCAAUGCCGGUGCCUGGAGCUUUGUGCAACCAAGAUUGGACACCAUCCUCCGCAACACGCAGAACCAUGCUGAUAAGCACGUCCAAUAUGCUGGCAGAAACCCCAGCGCCAGUGUUGCCACUGGUCUCAAGGCUAGCCAUGUGAAAGAGGAGCAGGAGCUGCUGAACGACGCCUUGCGCGUCCACAGCUGA